CGUACCAAUGUGACUUUCGAGAAUUUUGGAACAAGGUCACUUUGUUUUCACAAACAGCAGUAAGCGACGAGUGAUGUUUUAAAGGGGCGGUGACAUUGUUGCUUAAAAGUACAAUUGGCCAAAAUCCUCAAGGUAUUUCCGGGGUACUUCGGUAUGACUGCUCUGACAAUGGGGCAAAAGGCCAAUUUGAUUGGACUCCCUUUCCUGGUUCUGCUGUUUGGUAUCGUAGCUCAUGCUCAAACACCAAGCUCUGUUGCUCAGGGGACUGAUUGUACUCAGAUAAAGGCGCAGGCUCCUGGAGCUGAUAGUGGCUUAUACUGGAUCAAGCCUCCUGGUGUGGAACAGCCCUUCCAGGUGUCCUGCGAGAUGCUGGCAGACGGGGGAUGGACCUUGUUUCAGAGGCGCACUGGCGGGAGUGUGCCCUUCAACAGGAAUUGGGCGGAGUAUAAAAAUGGAUUCGGAAACAUACAAUCUGACCAUUGGCUAGGGCUGGAGCAGGUGCGGUCUCUGGUGCAGGACACUGGUCGACAGUGGACCUUGAGGGUGGACCUUUGGGACUUCGAAGGGGGCACCGCAUUUGCGGAGUACAGUGACUUUCGACUAGGUAGUGAAGAGGAAGCCUACAACCUGACGGUUGGGGCCUUUACUGGCACUGCAGGUGAUGCCAUCCGUGGAGCCUAUGAAGGCAUCGACCAGAACGGCUACGGCUUCAGCACCAGCGAUCGGGACAACGACGGCUGCUCCCCGUGCAUUUUUGGGGAUAUCGCGGAGGAUGAUUGCAGCUGGUCGGAGGGGGGUGGGGGCUGGUGGUACAGCCGCUGUGGCUCCGCCAGUCUCCACGGUGAUUGGCACCCUGGCGACGACAAUGUGGGCUGGGCCUCUGGCCUCCAUUGGAGAACUUGGAAUGGCCCCGCCCCCUACUCCGCCAAGGCCACACGCAUGAUGAUCAAGGCACAGUGACUGAAGGUCCACUCCUUCACUACUGUCACCAAAGUUUCCCUUAUGUCAUAACAUUCAUAUAAGUUAAGUUCAGUAACUUUUCUAACUAGAGUCUCUUUAAUUCAAAGUCUGUCUUGCAAAUACCUGGGAUUCAUUCAUGCAUGCAUGCAUGCUCUUAAUAUAGUUUACAGCCAUACAGUCAAAAUUUUAAGUGGCACUGCAUGCUUUUAGAAAGAAACAUUGCCAAAAUAUGCGGAAUCGAUACAAAUGGAUGAGGCUGGGUUCAGAUCUAGUGUGAUGGUGUGACUUUUGUGACAUUAACACUUUUUGUUGGGUUGGUACUAACUAUUGGCUGUAGUGGCUUCCUUUUAAAUAAACUCAUUUGUGAAACA
This is a messenger RNA of Paramormyrops kingsleyae, 1331 nucleotides long. RefSeq names its product angiopoietin-4-like. NCBI's taxonomy places the organism in Eukaryota, Metazoa, Chordata, Actinopteri, Osteoglossiformes, Mormyridae. Gene Ontology annotation, biological process: regulation of immune response; negative regulation of T cell activation. The record is from RefSeq and is a predicted model, not a curated record.